UAAAAUUUGGUUCGAAAAAAGCAAAAUUCCACAAAUCUCCACAUUUCGACGUUUUACUGUAAAUCGAGAAGAUGGAUAUGACUCAGAGCAGUGUCAGUUACAUAUAUGAUAGCGACGAUGACAAUGUUUUUGGUUACAAGUCUCUCGGGAGACACAGAAGGACAAGUAAAGAAGAUUGCACACAAUCACAAUUUUCUCAAAGUCAGACUCAGAAUCAGACUCAUCCAUCCCUGUCAUCCCUGUCAAUCAAACAGAAGAAGAGCGAUAAACAGAGUAGCAAAAGGAACAGCCAAAAGCCUAGUCAAUCACAGUCAAAAUCCAAAAGAAAAAAGGCAUCAAAUGCAUUAGCAAGAGACCCAACAUUUGCUAAACCAAAAGUCGAAACAUCAGACAAUGAUAUCUGCAUGAAGAAAUCCAAAAGUAGUUCUUCAUUAAAGAAACAAAAGGCCAAGGAAAAGACUCCAAAAAGAAUGCCCCGUAAAGUUCAUGAAGGAUUUUGUCCGCUUUGUCAAAUGCCAUUCAAAAUUCUAACCAUUGAAUCACCAAAUUGGCAUUUGACUGAGUGUUUGCAGAAACAGAUAAAAGAUAAUGAAUGCCCCAAUGGCCUGGAAUGUGACUGUACAAUAGAGUCUCACUAUCACAAAUUCUCACACACUCUACUGGCGUCACAAAGAGCAGGUUUAACUCGGAAGAGCUCAUCCCGGAAAUUGGAAUUUAAAAGUAGUAUGGUUGAAGCUAAUAACGAACAUAUUACUCCUGAUUUAGUCCAAAAGCAUGUUUCCGCAGAUGUUUGUGUCAAGGAAGAAACACUUGAUGAUAUUAACGAAUGUGCUAUGGGGAACUCAGUAUUUGCUACGAUUGAUUUAAACACUGUUGUUGACCCUGUUCAACCCUCAUUAAAGACUGUACCCUCUGCACCAAUACCUUCACAAAUUAAGGAUAUUGUACACAAAUCAGAUUUUCCAAGGUCAUUGAACGCUAACCAUAUUAAUGAACCACUACUGCAAGAUAGUGAACAAACUCUACUAAAUGAUGAUACUGACAUGGAAAGUGAUAAUGAUGUACCCCAAACCUCUGCAGUUAGUCCAUACACUAGUCUUAAAAAGGAAAAUACCGUAAGGGAGGAAACAUUUACAGUUGGUCAACAGAAACCUGCUAGAGUUAAAGAAUACAUAGAUUUAGAACAUGACUCCUCAGAGAGUGAAGAUGAUAUUUUUGAUAACUUACUCAACCAGGCUACUCCUAGUCAGUUUAAAAAAUCCCAGGACAAAUUAGAAAUUGAUGAAAAUCGUAACAAGGUUGAAGCAUGGCUUGGUAGCAUAAGUACAACAAACACUAAAGAUCUGUCAGAGCUACUGUCAAAUAUCUCUGAUAGUGAUGAAGCUGAAAGUGAUAAAGUGGACAAUGCACCUGUAAAAUCAACCAAAGACAAUCAAGAACAUUCAACACAGCCUUUUAAGAGCAGUACUGUUACAAAUGAUCUGAUUGAGUCAAUCCCAAAUAAACAGUCUAACAUGGAAACCAGUUCAUACUUCUACUCAACAGUUGAUGCAAUCUCUAAACCAUUCACUGCUCUUAAGUCUGCAAUGAAAGCUAAACAGUCUUCAAUCAUGGGUUUCUUUGGUGCACCUGAUAACAAAAAUGCAGCGUCAGCUGUUGUUGAACAUAGACACCCAAAGAACAACAUUCAACCACAACGCAAGAAUGAAGUACAACCCAAGAAAAUGGCACAACCUAAAAAUGUGGUACAACAUAAGAAAACUGCACAGGCCACAGAAGUAAAAUCAAAUUCCAAAAACAAUGGAUGGAAUAGACAAUGUCCGUUUUACAAGAAGAUUCCAGGUACUCCAUUCACUGUAGAUGCAUUCAGAUAUGGAGUUGUAGCUGACUGCAAGGCUUACUUCCUCACCCAUUUCCAUUAUGAUCAUUACGGUGGACUCACUAAGAAGUUCGCACAGCCAAUAUAUUGUAGUAAUGUGACAGCCAAUCUCAUUGAACAAAAGCUGAAAGUGGAGCCACAUUAUGUCCACAGGUUGCCAAUGAAUGAGCCUUGUCAGAUACAUGGUGUCCAAGUCACUCUGUUAGAGGCAAACCAUUGUCCGGGUGCUGUUCUUAUUCUCUUUGAGACAUCUUCAGGACAAACAUACCUUCACACAGGAGACUUCCGUGCCAACCCAGAUAUGGAGAAUUACCCACAGUUGAUUAACAAGCGCAUUGACAAGCUCUAUCUGGACACCACGUACUGUGAUCCUACAUACAGUUUCCCUCCCCAGAAGGAUAUAAUACGCUUGGCUGCUACUAUAGCUGAGAGAUGUCAUUAUGAAGACCCCAAUACAUUAUUUGUAUGUGGGACUUACACCAUUGGAAAAGAGCGUAUUUUUACAGCCAUUGCCCAAUCACUUGGAAGCAAAGUAUGUGUCACACGAGAGAAGAAAACCAUCUUAGACUGUUUAGAUGAUGCUCAGCUGAAAUCCCUCAUCACUUUACAGUUCUCAGAGGCUAAAGUCCAUGUGAUACCUAUGAAACAACUCAACUUCAGGGGCUUGAGUGAUCACCUGUCCAAGUUCAAGAAUAAGUUCAGUAGACUUGUUGCAUUUGAACCAACAGGCUGGACACAUGGGGUAAAGUUCUCUAUGGACAAUCCACAACCUAAGUUGAAUAGAGAUAAUAUUAUUUUGUAUGGACUGCCAUAUAGUGAACAUAGCAGCUACACAGAAAUGAAACGAUUUGUGACAUACAUUCGACCUACUUCAAUUCUACCAACUGUGAACAAUGGGAAUCCAGCCAAGAGAAAGUCAAUGGAAAAGAUGUUCGAGUCUUGGUUAUCUGAGGAAUCAAGCACUGCCAAGCAAACAACAAUAGACUUACAACAGAAGAAUAUAUCAACUUUCUUUUCUAAAAAGUGAUGUGAUCUGACCGUGUAAUAUCUCCAUGAUAUUGUUAGUGAUAUGAUUUUUAUCCGCAAGAUGAUAUUAUUAUCUUGCCGUUUGAGACAUUACAAGAAUACACUAUGCAAGAGAUUUCCUUCAAGAGAUAUUGUGAAAAUCCUUCAUGGAACUAUGGAAUCAAUUAUAAGAACUGAAAGUUAAAUAUUAUGCAUUACUGCUUUUGAUACUAUAUUUUACAAGAAUGGGUGCCAAUCAUCAUCAUGUGCAUGAAGUGUUCUUAACCAUUCAAUUUAAGAGAAUUGACACUUGGAUCAUCAUGAUAAAGUAAAACACAUUAUAACAGUCUGACAGUUCAUUUACAUCCUCCGGGCGCAGGGCUCCAAAAUCCGAAAUAUCUUCUUUCUUUUUCCCAGAAAGGGAAGAAGGAGAUACAGAUUAUGGACACCUGCUUAGGAGGAUGGUUUAUCUUUUACUGUGCACAAUUACAUGUAUUAAAGGAUUUAGUCCCAGGGCUCAAUGAUAUUAAGAUGAUUUUGAGAACACGGUUCUUAUAUGAGACUUAUAAUGAUGAUUACAGUCCAGAUUUAAAGGCUAGUAUACAAGAAACGAGUGCGUUGAAUCACCCACAAUUCAUUGAGCCAUGUGCUUAACUUCUUUUCACAC
Owenia fusiformis is the source of this 3551-nucleotide messenger RNA. NCBI's taxonomy places the organism in Eukaryota, Metazoa, Annelida, Polychaeta, Sabellida, Oweniidae. The record is from the annotation of a GenBank genome assembly.